AUGAUGAUCCGAACAAUAUUGUUCAUUGGAAUUCUAUUAACAUUUGUUAGUUUAAUUCCUAGAGUAACAGGAAUGACAAUCAAUAAAGAUCAAAUUGUUAAUUCAAAACAAUUAUCUAAUGUUCGAUAUGCAUCUGAAAUAUAUAUUGAUGAUGUUAUGAAACAUUUGGAUGAAUUACAAAAUAUUGCAACAGCUUCUAAUGGAAAUCGAGCUGCUAAAACUAUUGGUUUUAAUCAAACACUUGAUUAUAUAACAAAUUAUCUUUCAUCAAAUACAAAUUUCAAAAUAACACAAACUUUUUUUAAUUUACGAAAUUUUCAACUUCUUCGUAAUCCAACAUUUUCAUCAACAAUUGAUGGAAUUGUUAAAACAUAUACUUAUUCAACUACUCUUUCAUUAGCAGAUUUUUAUCAUGUUCAAUAUUCAACAUCGGCUAAUAUAAAUAACAAUGUUCUUCUUACAGCUAUUCCUAAUUUAGGUUGUUCAGAUGCUGAUUGGCUUGCAGCACGUCCAUCUCCUACUGGUAUUGUUGCACUUGUUAAACGGGGAGAUUGUAGUUUUGAAGAGAAAGCUAUUCUUGCAACUAAAUACAAUGUUGCUACAUUAUUAAUUUAUAAUGAUGGUACAACAUCUGGUAAUAUGCAACCAAUUUAUAUAAAUCUUGGUCAAAAUAAUCGUGUGCCAGCACUUUUUCUUUCAUAUAAUGUUGGUCAAUCACUUGCCAUUGCAGCAAAUGAUCCAUCAAAAGUUACAACUGUUCGUCUUACGAUUGUGACUGAUAAUGCAUUAAAUCCUGUUGGAAAUAUUUGUGCUGAUACGUUAACAGGUGAUCCAACUCAAACAAUUAUUAUUGGUAGUCAUAGUGAUAGUGUUACUGCUGGACCAGGUAUUAAUGAUAAUGGCAGUGGUACUGCAACUAAUCUUGCUUUAGCUGCUACUUUAUCACGUCUUUUACAAACAUCAGAUUAUGUUCCUUAUAAAUAUCGUAUUCGAUUUUGUUGGUGGGGUGCUGAAGAAUUAGGUCUUCUUGGUGCUAAUUUUCAUGUUUCAGAAGCAAAAAAAUCAACUGUAGUUGGUGAACGAAUAAACGACUAUUUAGUCAAUAUUAAUUUAGAUAUGUUAGGAUCACCAAAUUUUAUAUUCGGUAUUUAUAAUGGUGCAACAGCUCCAACUAAUACUCCAGCAGCUGCAAAACCAGGAAGUAACAAAAUGACAACAUUAUUUAAAGAUUGGUUUAUUGCAAAGAACUUUCCUUGGGAUUAUACAAAAUUUGAUGGUCGUAGUGAUUAUGGUCCAUUUUUAGCUGCUGGCAUUUGCGCGGGUGGACUUUUUUCUGGGGCUGACGGAUUGAAGACAGUAGAACAACGUAAUCGAUAUGAUGCUAUGCUUGGAGCAGGUCUUGGAGGAACUUCAGGAAUUCGACAAGAUAAAUGUUAUCAUCUAUCAUGUGAUAGAACGACUAAUAUCAAUAAAUUUGCUCUUGAUAAAAUGGUACAAGCUACGGCAGAUGCUAUUGAAAGUAUAGGUCAACAACCUGAUUUAGAAAGUUGGUUAUAUCCUACGAGAGAAAUUCAAGAACUUAGUAAACAAACACCACAACCAAAAUUUGCAUACAAUUCCAUUAAUGAAUAUUUUGGUUUACCUUAUAAUUAA
This is a messenger RNA of Rotaria sordida, 1653 nucleotides long. The record is from the annotation of a GenBank genome assembly. NCBI's taxonomy places the organism in Eukaryota, Metazoa, Rotifera, Eurotatoria, Philodinida, Philodinidae.